AUGUUUGGAAGUAUGACAGUUGAUUCAUAUUUUAUAUGCCAACUAUUUCGUGGUAUAGAAAACUUGGCUGUGCCGCAGGAACACGCAUUGGCGCAGGUAAAUGAUCAACGUUUUAUACUGGCUACGUCGAGCGCUACGACACAUGGAGGCAUGGAUAAGGUUAAAAGACAGGUACAGAAAAAUUCUACCAUCAUAGAAGCUGGCAACAUGGGUUUUCUCGUUACUUGGCAUCUGAGAUUAAAGCGUUCGAAGAUCCGAGUCAUAUUGGGCGAUCACGACCAAUUUUCGACGACGGAAACGCAGGCCAUAAUGAGAGCUGUCUCAGCAAUUAUCAGACACAGAAAUUUCGAUGCCAAUUCGUAUAAUCAUGACAUAGCUUUAUUGAGACUGCGAAAACCUGUCACAUUUGAAACAGUAUAUCAAAUUUUAUUUUCAAGCUCUAAUGAGAAGGAUGAAUUUGAUAGAUUUUUACAAGUUUGUCAAUAUCAGGUUCCAUUUGACUCAAAAACAGUCAAUGGUCUGACUGCAGCAAUUCAGCGCGGCUAUGAUGGACGCACCGCGGAAGAGACUUGGUCUUUUCCUGCUGCACUAAUGUUCUGCUUGUCAAUCUUCACCAUGAUCGGAUACGGUAAUAUGCUGCCCCGUACCCCAUGGGGUAAAGGAAUCACUGUCAUGUACGCCGGCCUUGGAAUUCCUCUCUACAUAUUAUACUUUCUGAAUAUGGGAAAGGUACUUGCACAGACGUUCCGUUGGCUAUAUACCUGGCUUCAUGAGUGCAGCGUGGAACAUGACUCAGAAGCGAGUAUGGAGGAAGGCGACGAUUUACCAGCCAGGAAGAUUAUUGUGCCAUCUACUGCCUGUUUAUGGGUGAUCAGCUUCUACGUUUUGACAGGAACAGUCAUGUUCGCAGAGUGGGAAAACUGGAACUACUUGGAUUCUACGUACUUCUGCGUGACGAGUCUAUGCAAGAUAGGUAUUGGUGAUUUCGUGCCCGGUGCUAAUAUAAUGGAAUCCCGAGAUGGCAGCCAAACAAAACUUGUAAUCAAUUUUAUUUAUUUACUGCUUGGGAUGGGUUUGGUGGCGAUGUGCUACAAUUUGAUGAGGGAAGAAGUACGAGUGAAGAUGCGUGAGUUGCGUGAAGAUAUGCGCCAGUGUUUAGAAGAUAUACGGCUAAAGUUUGUUAGAUGCUGCUAAUAUUUUUUCAAUGUUGGAUAUUAAUAGUUAUUAAGUA
Messenger RNA from Ctenocephalides felis (cat flea), 1231 nucleotides. RefSeq names its product potassium channel subfamily K member 16-like. The transcript has 5 exons. The record is from RefSeq and is a predicted model, not a curated record. The coding region runs from base 1 to 1194 and encodes 397 amino acids. Gene Ontology annotation, molecular function: serine-type endopeptidase activity; potassium ion leak channel activity. Gene Ontology annotation, biological process: potassium ion transmembrane transport; proteolysis; stabilization of membrane potential. NCBI's taxonomy places the organism in Eukaryota, Metazoa, Arthropoda, Insecta, Siphonaptera, Pulicidae. Gene Ontology annotation, cellular component: membrane.